AUGAAGUUCGCACUUUCUGCUGCUGUGGUCACCGCCGUUUUCGGUCAGGCAUCCGCUCACACUUGGGUCGAGGAGAUGCAGGUUAUUGACUCGACCACUGGCAACUACACUGGCGACUAUGGCUUCACUCGCGGCUACGUUGAUCGUACCACUCCCGGCUUUGACGAGCAAUCGAUUGUCUACCUCUUGCCAGCCCUUAGCACAGGCCGCACCCGCAUCGAUGGAACUAAUCUUCUCUGUCACCCGAGUCAGCGCACAUCCAACUACGACAACACUCACCCCCGUCUCCAAGCUGCUCCUGGAUCCUACGUUGCCAUGAAGUACCUUGAGAACGGCCACGUCACUCUGCCUCAAAAUCAACCUGGCAAGCCCAAGAUGGGUGGUACUGUCUUUGUCUACGCCACAACCAAGCCGUCGGAUACUGAAAAGAUUGUUGAUGUCCUCAAGUGGAACACUGCUGGCACUGGUGGUGAUUCCCGUGGCUCUCAAAUCGCUGCUCAGAACUACGAUGAUGGUCGCUGUCAUCAGAUCAAUCCUGGUGCCAUCUCCACUCAACGUCAACAGCAGUUCCCCGACCAUGUUCUCGGCCAACCUACCUCCAACGUUGAGCAGUGGUGCGAGACCGACGUCCACAUUCCUACUACCUACAAGGCUGGUGACACCGUUACCGUCUACUGGGUCUGGCAAUGGCCUACUGAUGCUGGCGUUGGCGUCUACCCCAAUGGCAAGGAUGAAUACUACACUUCGUGCGCCGAGAUUCAGAUUGUC
Aureobasidium namibiae CBS 147.97 is the source of this 768-nucleotide messenger RNA. RefSeq lists its product as uncharacterized. The record is from RefSeq and is a predicted model, not a curated record. Lineage: Eukaryota; Fungi; Ascomycota; Dothideomycetes; Dothideales; Saccotheciaceae. The transcript has a single exon. The annotation marks the transcript as partial.